This is a messenger RNA of Carassius auratus (goldfish), 2865 nucleotides long. RefSeq names its product lipolysis stimulated lipoprotein receptor (gene lsr). The transcript has 10 exons. NCBI's taxonomy places the organism in Eukaryota, Metazoa, Chordata, Actinopteri, Cypriniformes, Cyprinidae. The record is from RefSeq and is a predicted model, not a curated record. Gene Ontology annotation, biological process: tricellular tight junction assembly; establishment of blood-brain barrier. Gene Ontology annotation, cellular component: tricellular tight junction; plasma membrane. The coding region runs from base 306 to 2093 and encodes 595 amino acids.
CACAAUAUCGUGUAUGAUUGUUCAAGAAGUAAAAUAAAUGUAUAAGAGUCCAUAUUUUUAAACACACAAAGUAUUGUUCUCUUUUGGUACCCUAGGAAUUUACACGCUUUUUGCUUGUGUUGGUCCCGCUGAUCUCACCUGAGUUUCGGGUUACACUUUCAUACCUCAUUGCAGAAGGAAAUGGAGGACGCACCUGCCUGAGAAAAUACAGCUGCUUUGUCGACACUUGCUCGGACGUCCUUUACAUACCUUUGAGGAAAUUCAAGUUUUUAAAGCUCAAAUGUUUUAAAAGAUUUUUAGAAAAUAUGUCGCUGGGUAUAAUCUUCACCUUCAUCUUGUUCACAGGCUGCACCACAGCCGUCAAUGUGAUCUGCCCUAACCCACGAUACGUGGUCAUAUUAUUCCAGCCGGUCACACUGAGCUGUGAUUUCUCUACAACCGCUACAAACGCACCAGUGGUCACCUGGAAAUACAAGUCCUACUGCAGAGACCCGAUCCAAGCUGCAUUAAACCCCAGCAGUGCUGACAAUGCUAUCGCUCAGUCCAACCCAAACUACAACCCCAACAUCGAGUGUGCAGACAGCGCCAGGACCGUUCGCAUAGUGGCUUCGAAAGAAACAACGGUCACGCUUGCGAAAGAGUACCAGGGCCGUCAGAUCAGCAUAACAAACAAGGCAGACCUUAGCUUUGUUCAGACCGCGUGGGGUGACAGUGGCGUGUACCUCUGCAGUGUUGUCUCAUCCCAGGACCUUGUAGGGAAUAGCGAGUGUUAUACAGAGCUUAUUGUGCUUGACUGGUUGUUAGUGGUGUUGGUGGUGCUGGGCUUCCUGCUGCUGAUGCUCCUGUUGGGUAUCUGCUGGUGUCAGUGUUGCCCUCACACCUGCUGCUGUUACGUCAGAUGCCCCUGCUGCCCGGAGCGCUGCUGCUGUCCCCGCGCACUAUAUGAGGCUGGAAAAAUGGUAAAGUCUGGCGUCCCCAGUCAGUACGCAGCCAGUAUGUACGCCCCAAGCAUGUACGGCCAGCCAGCUUAUGGAGUUGGCGGACCUGCGCCGGGCAUACCCAUGCUCCCUAUGCCAAUGGGUGCUCCUGGUCCUCUGUCCAAUGGAUAUGGCAGAGACUUUGAUGGAGCCAGCUCAGUUGGUCAAGGAUCUGAAGUGCCACUCCUGCAAGACCACGAUGGUGGAGGAACCCGUAGUGGAUACCGUGUUCAGGCCGACCAAGAUGGAAACCCAACUCGAGUGCUUUACUACAUGGAGCGAGAACUGGCCAACCUCGACCCCAGUCGCCCAAUAAAUGCUCCAGGCAAAUACAGUCGUUUGGAUGGUAUGAGCGAGGUGAGCUCACUUCAUGAUGGUCCAGACUCUCGAAAUCGCGGUCGGGCCAGACCACCUCAGCUUACCACAGUGUAUGAUGAUGUGGAUGAAAACAUGAGCACCAUCAGCAGCGUCUCUCAGCAUGUCCGACGGGAUGAGCCCAGGCGGGGAGUUGAGUCUCGAGGACGUGCACUCUCUGUGGAAAACUUGGACGAUAUCGGCCGCAAUUACAGAGAUUAUCCGCCUGCACGCCGAGAUGGUGGAGCUAGAGGCGGCACAAGAGAUUCGGAUGACGAGUGGAGCAGUAGUGGACGAGGAAACGACCGUGCAUUCGAUGACCGGCGACGCCGUGAUUACUCUCCUGACGCUCGUCCUCGGCGUGGAGACUCCUUCCGUGGGGUCGGUUUCCAGGGCCGGCGCAGCCGUAGUCGUGAUGACCUGACGGAUCUGGAGCGUGGCCGUGGUGGUCGGGAUGCAUAUGAUGACAGCUUCCUCAGGGAAGCCAUGGAAAAGAAGAAGCUUGGUGAGCAGCAGAGAGGCCGCAGCCGUGAGCGGCUCGACAGUGAGAGUGACCGAUCUGACCGCUACAGGGGGCAACACACCGGACCGCCUCCUCUGCCCCUCGCCCCACCUUCCGGAAACCCCAAUCGCCAUGGAAACCAUAGCAACUUCCCAGCUAUUCCCCCUCCCUACACUACGGACAGUGACAGUGUGGCAUCGUCCAAGAAGAGCAACUUAAAAAAGAAUGGAGCUGUGAGCAGAGAGAGUCUGGUGGUGUGAUGCUCAGGUGGAAACUGAUGUUUGUGUGUGUAUCUCAGUGAUGCAGCUGUGUGCGUUUCCUCUGCCCUUUCAUGUCACUUAUGCGCAUGUUUGUGUUUUGGCUUGAACACUGAGAGGUAUUUUUGUUUAUAUUCAGAUGUCUUGAAUUUUGAUGGGAUAUUUUAAUGGUAAAAAUUGUAUAUUCACAAAUAGUUCACAUUAUUUCACCAUAAUGCAGGCUCGUUUAUAAAUAUAAAAUGGCAGAUUUGAAACAACUGAUGAACUUUUUAUGGUUUGGUUCCUCCCAUUAACAUUAUUAACAGCAAGUACUCAAAAAGUAUGACUGCUGUCAUACUUGGCAUCAGCAGUUGUUUUUACUGACUGUCUGUUUUAUCUUCUGUAUGUUAAUAUACUUUAAUAGGUGGUUAUUUGUGACUUGGAAAAAACAGAACAGUAGAGCCUUUAAAGUUUUUCAGGUAUUGAGUUUUAAUUAUUUUAAUGUAACAUAAAGAAGUGAUCUUUGUAUGGACUGAAAUUCUAUCAUUUUUCCUGUAGCCUGAGGCAUCGUGCAUUUUCUGCAACUGGGUGAUUAAAUAAUGCUGUAUUUUUAUUUUUUAUUCACAUUUGAACUAGUAUGAAACACCCCUAAGUGUGCUAAUUUGUAAUGUAGUUUUUUUUAUAUAUAUAUACCUACAGUAAUACUCUAAUCUCAGAUUUGGUCAUACAGUAGUUUAUAAUUUUGCUAUUUUUGUACAGUCACAAUGUCAAUUUUCAAUAAAGCUUUUCUAUGGUA